AUGUCGUCAAAGAAGCCAUUGUCUCAACUCUUGCCCAAAUCGAGCCGACAUUUCGCUCGCGAAGACUACUGGAACCGCUUCUUCAAGACACGCAAAGACUCGUUUGAAUGGUAUGCGGAGUGCCAUCACUUGCGGCCACUCUUUGCCCGAUAUGUCAAACCGAAGGACUCUUUGCUUGUCAUCGGUUGCGGGAAUUCCAGUCUCAGCGCAGACUUAUAUGACAUGGGAUUCACUGACAACACGAGUGUCGACAUCAGCGAAGUUGUCGUCCAACAGAUGAACCAGAAGUACAACUCCAGAGACGAGAGGCCGGGACUCGACUUCCAGUGUAUGGAUGUGUUUGACAUGAAGUUCGAGAAGAAUCGGUUCAAUGUUGUCAUAGAUAAGGGAACUCUCGAUGCGAUCGCUUCCGACAAACAGUCUUCGGAUAAUAUCUGCAAAAUGUUUGAACAAAUCGAUUCCGUACUCAAACCGUUCGGCCGUUAUCUCUGUGUCAGUCUUCUGGAGUCACAUAUUCUUAAACUGUUGAUGAAUUGGUUCCACAAAAACGGCAAUUGGCUGUUGAGGAUAGAGAGGAUCGAAUCGGCCGAAGAUAUGACACGCUUUCAGUCCACCGAAGACUCACUAGUUUUGCCCGUAUUUGCCAUCAUUUGUACGAAACUAAUGCCGACAACUGAUGGCAAACCCAAUAACACUAUCAUUGAACUCGUGUUGAGUGAAACCAAUGGUAAACCGAAACGCCUGGACUCAAUCGCUGACGUCUACGAACCCAUUGAAUCCAUACAAGAGUUUGCAUUCAUUAGACAUUACAUACAAAAUAUAGAUCUUAGCCGUGAAGAAGAGGACAUCCAUUUGGAUCUAUUCGACGAAAACGAUUUACUCAGUCCUCGAUAUACUCUGUAUUUCUCGAAUUACAUUAACAAGAGAUCCAAAUGUGUGUCCAGUUUUGGUGUAUUUAUAGUACCCUCGGGUCGAGAGAUUGAAUGGCUUUUCGCCACAUCUAAGGGACGCAUAGAACUGACCAAACAGUCGGGUUUUGAGCGCCUGAUUGUCGUUCAUCUGAACCGAAAUCACAAGUUUGUAGAUAUGGAACAAAUCAAAAGCCAAUUAUCACCGAAAGUAAUGGAUUUUGUGCCGAAAAAUGUGCUAAAUUUGGACUCAAAGAUACCAUUCCUGUCGAUUGGCGAAGACGUCGGCAAACGAACCGUUGUUUUUCACGGGACGAGUGAUUUGAGCGGUGAUUAUGUGGUCGAAGAGAUUGUUGUUAACAAUAGUCAAUACCGAAGACUAGUAUUUCUGAAGAAUAAGAAUAUAAUCCAAUCGGAGGCCAAACUUAAGACAAUGAAAAGGGGAAAGAAAAUGGUUUCUGUCGUCGAUCCACACUAUCUCUCGUGUAGUCAUCACGAGAUCAUAACCGCUGGACUAACACUACUGGCCAGCGAUGUGUCCAAAGAGUUUAAUGUACUGCUGAUAGGUUUGGGCGGCGGAUGUUUAGUCACUUAUAUGAUUGAUAACAUCCGGACAAAAGUGAAACUGAAUAUAAAAGUCAUAGAAAUAGAUCCGGCGAUGAAAGACGUGGCCAUCAAAUGGUUUGAUUUCAAGACUAAGAGCUUAUCAAACAAAGUGGAGGUCGACAUAUGUAUUGCCGAUGGACUCGAAUAUAUUACACAAUUAGAUCCGACGAUCCAUUCGUUUGAUGUCAUUAUAUUCGACGUCGACAGCAAAGACGUGAACGUUGGCCUCAGUUGUCCUCCGAUGCCGUUUCUCGACACCAACUUUUUGGCCAAAGUUCGGUCACUUCUGGACCAAAGGAAAGGCAUAUUUAUGUUGAAUCUGGUGUCACGUAAUGAAGACAUCAAACUCGAUGUUUACCAAAGGCUUGAUAAGUGCUUUGAGUCUACAUUUGUCUAUUCAAUACAUCAAGAAUUGAAUGAAAUAUUGUUCGCAUUCCCGGCCAUGGAUUCUGUGCCCGAAUGGGUCUUUCAGAAAGGGUUGGCCAACAAAACAAACAUUUUAUCUCAACAUUGCUUUUAUAUACCAUUACUGAAAGAGUCAUACAUUGAUUUGUGUAGCAAUCGAUUUGCAAAGUUAUCCUCCGAUCCAAUCAUUCAUUAA
Medioppia subpectinata is the source of this 2115-nucleotide messenger RNA. The record is from the annotation of a GenBank genome assembly. NCBI's taxonomy places the organism in Eukaryota, Metazoa, Arthropoda, Arachnida, Sarcoptiformes, Oppiidae.